Alosa sapidissima (American shad) is the source of this 1456-nucleotide messenger RNA. It is a transcript of the gene suclg1, whose product is annotated as succinate-CoA ligase GDP/ADP-forming subunit alph. The coding region runs from base 55 to 1029 and encodes 324 amino acids. The transcript has 9 exons. Gene Ontology annotation, biological process: tricarboxylic acid cycle. Gene Ontology annotation, cellular component: mitochondrion; succinate-CoA ligase complex (ADP-forming). Lineage: Eukaryota; Metazoa; Chordata; Actinopteri; Clupeiformes; Clupeidae. Gene Ontology annotation, molecular function: succinate-CoA ligase (ADP-forming) activity; succinate-CoA ligase (GDP-forming) activity. The record is from RefSeq and is a predicted model, not a curated record.
UUCGUUUGACGUUAAGGUCCAUCUCUGUCCUGUGUCAUUGGUGAAUGACCGAAGAUGUCUCACUGCAGGUUGUUUGCCCGGUUGCUCUUGCAGCAGGCAGGAGUCAGACACUGUUAUACUGCUUCCAGGAAGCAUCUUUACAUUGACAAAAACACCAAGGUCAUUUGCCAAGGCUUCACUGGGAAGCAGGGGACCUUCCACAGCCAACAAUCCCUGGACUAUGGCUCACAGUUAGUGGGAGGUGUAUCUCCAGGCAAAGGGGGCAAGACCCACCUUGGCGUGCCUGUCUUUAACUCUGUGAAGGAGGCAAAAGCUGCCACUGGAGCCCAUGCAUCAGUGAUCUACGUCCCUCCGCCCUUUGCGGCGGCCGCCAUCAUGGAGGCUAUUGACGCCGAGGUGCCUCUGGUGGUAUGCAUCACAGAGGGGAUCCCCCAGCAGGACAUGGUGAAGGUGAAGCACAAGCUGCUCCGCCAGGGCAUCACCCGACUCAUCGGCCCCAACUGCCCAGGGGUCAUCAACCCUGGAGAAUGCAAGAUUGGAAUCAUGCCAGGCCACAUUCACAAGAAAGGGAGGAUUGGUAUCGUCUCCAGGUCUGGCACCCUCACAUAUGAAGCAGUGCAUCAGACCACGCAGGUCGGCCUGGGACAGUCGCUCUGUAUUGGUAUCGGAGGUGACCCUUUCAAUGGCACUAACUUCAUUGACUGCUUGGAGGUGUUCCUGAGCGACCCAAAGACAGAAGGGAUCAUCUUGAUUGGAGAGAUCGGAGGGAAUGCAGAGGAGAAUGCUGCUGAGUACCUGAAACAACAUAACUCUGGUGCUAAGGCCAAGCCCGUGGUGUCCUUCAUUGCUGGGCUUACUGCACCGCCAGGCAGGAGAAUGGGUCACGCCGGAGCCAUUAUUGCUGGGGGCAAGGGUGGGGCCAAAGAGAAGAUCUCAGCGCUGCAGUCCGCUGGAGUGGUUGUCAGCAUGUCACCUGCUCAGCUGGGAAGCACUAUGUUCAAGGAGUUUGAGAAGAGAAAGAUGCUUUAAGAAGUCCAGUGACGUCUGAGAAAGAGACCCUCUGAAGAUAACGACAUUAACUGCCAUCUGUCAUCCCAGAGAUGUGCGCUUACGAAAUAUGUAAUAUUCCCAGCCUCCAAUACAAUCCACAUUUCACAGUGUCUCAAAUAUGUUUCUGAGAUCAUUUUUCAGUCUUGUAUCUAACCUCAGAGGAAAUAAAUAUAAAGUCAAAAUACGUUGAUUGUGUUCAUUAAACUAUGACCAGCACCUAUAUAGUAAACAGUAAAUAUAUGUAGAGCAUUUUUAUCCACAACAUUAAUGUGAACUAUACAGUGCUUUAUAAAAUGUAGAGUCACACUGCUGACCAGCUGCACUGCAUUGCAUUGUUUCCAUCCAGUGUCACAGGUCCUCCAUUAUGAACUGCAAUUGUCCUGAAAUACAGAUUCUUUUGUUCCAA